Messenger RNA from Coregonus clupeaformis (lake whitefish), 1427 nucleotides. Its product is annotated as tetraspanin-36. The record is from RefSeq and is a predicted model, not a curated record. The transcript has 7 exons. Gene Ontology annotation, cellular component: membrane. The coding region runs from base 119 to 853 and encodes 244 amino acids. Gene Ontology annotation, biological process: protein localization to plasma membrane; protein maturation; regulation of vascular endothelial growth factor signaling pathway. NCBI's taxonomy places the organism in Eukaryota, Metazoa, Chordata, Actinopteri, Salmoniformes, Salmonidae.
UCAGAAAGCCAGUCAGAAAGCCAGUCAUGCUCAAAGCAAAGCAGUCAGAACCCACUUAUAAUCAGAACAGAGACCAACACGAUCGCAUUUGACGACCAGCUCCCACCACCAUAUCAACAUGGAUUGCGGAAUUAUUACAUCCAAAACAGUCCUUUUGCUUCUAAGUUUAAUAUUUUGGGCUGCGGGGGGUGCCCUUGCCUAUGUAGGCUCUUAUGUGAUCAAGAGCUACAACAACUUUGACAACUUCCUGGAGGAUAAGUACACGCUGAUCCCUGCAGCCAUCAUCAUAGCUGUGGGAGUGGUGAUGUUCGUCAUCGGGACUGUGGGCUGCUGCGCCACCCUGAGAGAAUCCAAAGUGGGCCUUAGCUUUUUCCUGCUGCUCAUCCUGGCUAUCUUUGCAGCAGAGGUCGCUGCUCUAGUGUUUGGGUUCAUCUACCAAAGCAGGAUAAAAGGGGACUUGGAGCGGUCAAUGAGUGAUGUGUUCAUGAAGUAUGAUGGUGAGAACUCUGACACCCGGGCUGUGGAUUACUUGCAGUCUCAGUUGCAGUGUUGUGGAGUGCAGACCUACCUGAACUGGACCACCACCCCCUGGUUCAGCAGCAGGAACAACACUGUGCCCAUCUCCUGUUGUAAAGGGAACAACACUGAGUGUACAGGCAGACUGGACCAGCUAGACCUGCUCAAUACCCGGGGUUGUGAGGGUAAGCUGGAACAGCUCCUUCAGGAUGUGAUGAGUUAUGCCAUGCUGGUCAUCCUUGGAUUUGCCAUCAUCAAGUUUUUCGGGAUGCUCAGUGUGUGCGUGAUCACAUGUAAAAGUGGCAGGCGAAGUGGCUACCAGCUCCUGCAUGCCUGAUCCUGCCUGAUCCUGCUGGCUUUAAGGAUACUUCCAAGGCUUGUCAUGCAAUAUCUCCUGGCCCCUGACUUCUCUCCCCUUUCCAGCACUGAGACCAUAGAGCCUUAGGACUUAUGUUCCCCACUCCAAGAUUUUAGGAUCCUUUCAGGAACAUUCUUACAGUUUUCAUUCAGCUUUCCUCUGCAGUUGUCAGCCCACCAAACUUUGGGCAAACCACUGCUAACAUUUGAAGCAUUGGAAACCACAAGAUGGCAUUUUUUAAAAGAUAGUUGCAAAUAGGAAUUACCACUCAAACUUUUAAACAAUGAAAUUGGUUUUGUAAUUUCCUACUGUACAAACUGAAAAAACAAGAAAGGGUUUUCACAGUGAUAUAUCAGUAUAUGGGGUACACUCCAUUUAAAGAGGCAAUCUGGGACUCAAACAACAACAAAGUGGCUAACCCUGCAAUUAUUUAGGUAAACAGCUGAUGGAUGGUGCUGGAGAAAUGUAACCAUUCUCAAAUUCAUAGACAGAUCUAUGGAUGCAAGGACAUACCAUCCAUUAGAUCAAAAUUAAAGUUGUAGUCUUUUUUUUU